AUGGAUCAAGUUGCAACUAGACUAAACUCAGGCGAUGUCAUUAUCACAAUCACCAUUCCCGGUGAGGAAGAUGGAACCUACGAAGUCCCAUUCUACGUUCUUGACGAAUACCACUUGUCAAGGAUGGAAAACGCAAUUAUACUUGGAGUCACUAUUGGUGCUUGUUCUAUAUUAUUGGUCAUGUUGGUCGGUAUCCUAUUCAAGAAUUUCCAAAAAUUGAAGAAAUCGUUGCUUUUCAAUUUGAAUUUCGUAAUCUUGUUGAUGCUUAUCUUGAGGUCUGCCUGCUAUAUCAACUACUUGAUGAACAAUUUGUCAAGCAUCAGUUUUUUCUUUACCGGUAUUUUUGCUGGCGAAUCAUUCAUGAGUUCAGAUGCUGCCAAUGCUUUCAAGGUUAUUUUAGUCACACUUAUUGAAAUGUCAUUGACUUAUCAAACCUAUGUUAUGUUCAAAAUACCAACAUUGAAAAUUUGGGGGUUGGGAGCUUCAUUUUUGGCUGGAGUAUUAGGGUUGGCGACAAUUGCUACUCAAAUCUAUACCACGGUUAUGUCGCAUGUAAACUUCAUUAAUGGAACUACCGGAUCAGCUCCGCAAACAACAUCGGCAUGGAUGGACAUGCCAACAAUCUUAUUCUCCGUUAGUGUCAAUGUAGUUUCAUUGUUGUUGAUAUGCAAGUUGGGAUUGGCAAUUAGAACCAGAAGGUACUUAGGAUUGAGGCAAUUUGAUACAUUCCACAUUCUAUUGAUCAUGUCAACGCAAACAAUGAUUAUCCCUUCAAUCAUUCUUUUCGUGCACUAUUUUGACAAAAGCGACUCCCUGACUACCUUGGUCAAUGUCUCACUUCUCUUGGUGGUUAUCUCGUUACCUUUGAGCUCUUUAUGGGCCCAAACUGCAAACAACAUCAGACGUAUAGAUACGUCCCCAAGUAUAUCAUUCCUCACAAAAGAAACGUCUAAUGGAAACGAAACGUUGCAUAGUGGUGUCAAAGUGUCAAAAUACAACACGUCAACUUCGGUGCACACGUUGUCUGGUACUUUAAAAGACGAUUCCUCAUAUAUAUUGGACAGAUCGGCCCCUGAGCCUAAAUUGGUUGAUACAGGUUUACCCAAGGAUUUGGAAAAAUUCUUAAACAAUGACUUCAAUGAAGGUGAUGAUGGUAUGAUUGCAAGAGAAGUCACAACGUUGAAGACACAGCAUAACGGUCAAUAG
This is a messenger RNA of Lodderomyces margitis, 1206 nucleotides long. It is a transcript of the gene STE2, whose product is annotated as alpha-factor pheromone receptor. The record is from RefSeq and is a predicted model, not a curated record. Gene Ontology annotation, biological process: G protein-coupled receptor signaling pathway. The transcript has a single exon. Gene Ontology annotation, molecular function: pheromone binding; mating-type factor pheromone receptor activity. Bases 1 to 1206 code for a protein of 401 amino acids. Gene Ontology annotation, cellular component: G protein-coupled receptor homodimeric complex; membrane. NCBI's taxonomy places the organism in Eukaryota, Fungi, Ascomycota, Pichiomycetes, Serinales, Debaryomycetaceae.